AUUAUGUUAAUCUUGGGAUCAUCCCAUCAAAAAUGGCGAGUAUAAGAGGGGGCCUGAACUUCGUUCCCUCUCCGCAUCGUGGAAGGAAGAAGGCAAGCUGCUUAAUUGGGCGAUUUCACACAACGCCAUGGAGGCCAGGCUAGGCGGCUCUCUGUUGGUGCCUAGUGUUCAGGAGCUCGCAAAGCAGCCACUCAGCACUGUUCCAUUCCGCUAUGUUCGGCCUGAUCAAGACCCUCCAUUCAUAUCCGAUGCCCCUUCUUUAUCACAAGCCCCGGUCAUCAAUUUCCAGAGCUUGCUUUCUCCAGAAAUGGCGGAUUCCGAGCUGCAGAAGCUGCACAACGCUUGCAAAGAUUGGGGUUUCUUUCAGUUGAUUGGUCAUGGAGUAAGCUCUGUGAUGGUGGAGAAAGUGAAGUUAGAGUUACAAGAAUUCUUCAAGCUGCCAAUGGAAGAGAAGAAGAGAUUUUGGCAAGAACCAGGGCACGUGGAAGGAUUUGGGCAAGCAUUCGUUGUGUCCGAGGAGCAGAAGCUUGAUUGGGCAGACAUGUUUUACAUGAUCACACUCCCAACUCACAUAAGAAAGCCCCAUCUAUUUCCGAACCUGCCUCUUCCACUCAGAAACACCAUCGAAGCAUACACAGAGGAAUUAAGAAAUCUUGGCAUGAAGCUCUUCAGCCUCAUGGCAAAAGCACUAAGAAUGAAUGAAGACGACGUGAUGAGGCUAUUUGAGGGUGGGCUGCAAUCAAUAAGAAUCAGCCAUUAUCCGCCAUGUCCAGAACCAGAAAAAGUUAUUGGGCUGAGCCCCCACUCUGAUGCUAGUGGCAUUACCAUCCUUCUCCAAGCUACUGAUGUGGAUGGGUUACAGAUAAAGAAAGAUGGCAAAUGGGUACCCAUCAAACCACAGCCUGAUGCUUUUAUUGUCAACAUUGGAGACAGCUUAGAGAUCUUAACCAAUGGAAACUAUCGAAGUAUUGAGCAUCGAGCAAUUGUCAACUCAGAGAAAGAGAGGCUUUCCAUAGCCACUUUUAUUAGUCCAAGACUUGAUGGAGAAUUAGGGCCUGCGCCUAGCCUUAUCACCCCUCAAACUCCAGCAUUGUUCAAAAGAAUAACAGUACUAGACUAUGCCAAGGGAUAUGUGUCGCGCGAACUUCGUGGGAAGUCAUAUAUUGAUCUGAUGAGGAUUCAAAGGAACAACUGACAAAGUUCAAGUUUAUGAAUAUUAGUUCCUGUCUUAUUAUGAUACCACAAUUAUGAUUUGAAAAGAUAUCAAUUCAAGUGUAAUGUUAUGUU
Messenger RNA from Diospyros lotus (date-plum), 1287 nucleotides. RefSeq names its product protein SRG1-like. Lineage: Eukaryota; Viridiplantae; Streptophyta; Magnoliopsida; Ericales; Ebenaceae. The transcript has 4 exons. The record is from RefSeq and is a predicted model, not a curated record. The coding region runs from base 128 to 1195 and encodes 355 amino acids.